UAGCAUUUUGUGAAUGAAAGUUUGGAAAAAAUUAAAGAGUUGAAUUUUUGAAAGAGAUGUACAAGAGAAGAGUGCAAAAGCCUAGGAGUUGGGAGAGUUGGUUUAUAUUGAGGAAGAUCACAGAAUGGAGAUUCCAAGUCAUAAUACUUGUGGUUUGCCUUAUAGUUUUUGUUUACCAUCCAAUCGCUCCCCGGCCCUUGUCCGAGACAUGGCCAUCAGAUGAUGGGUACGAAUCAUCGGAUUUGGAGAUGGACUGGGGCGAGAUAUCAAAAGUAGUAAAUGAAUUAGGAGAGGAUGGAAAAUUCAAUCACAUAGGCAUUCUCAACUUCAACAUGAAAGAAAACCAUGAAUGGAAGCAAUUGAUUCCCCAUGCCAACCAGACAGUCCUAAGUCUAGAUCACGCAUCGAGCAACGCAACGUGGGAGGUCCUUUACCCUGAGUGGAUCGACGAGGAGGAAGAGGUGCAAGUCCCCGUCUGCCCCUCCCUCCCCAGAGUUGCACCGCCCAAGCAGCGCCUCGACCUUAUCGCUGUCAAGCUGCCCUGCCACAAGUACAAGUGGUCCAGAAACGUUGCACGACUGCAUUUGCAGAUCGCGGCUGCGGAUCUGGCAGCCGUACACAAGGGGGCCCAGCCCUUGCAUAUUCUCCUCGCCACGACCUGCUUCCCCGUGCCUAAUUUGUUCAGAUGCGAGGAUCUUGUCACACGUAGAGGCAGCAUUUGGUUGUACAAACCAAAUUUGGGGAGAUUGAGGGAUAAGCUUCGUCUUCCAAUCGGGUCCUGCCAGCUGGCACUUCCACUUGGCGGGAUAGAAGAGCAACCAUACUCAAUACCGAGAAAGAGGAGGCGGGAGGCGUACGCGACUGUGCUUCAUUCGAACUAUGUCUACGUUUGUGGAGCCAUCUCGGUAGCACAGAGCAUCAGGAUGUCCAGGUCCGACAAGGACCUGGUAAUCCUGGUGGACGAAUACAUCAGCACCUCCCACCGAGCGGGGCUGGAAUCCGCCGGGUGGGAGGUGCGCACCAUACAGCGCAUCCGCAACCCUAAAGCCGAGAAAGACGCCUACAACGAGUGGAACUACAGCAAGUUCCGGCUCUGGCAGCUCACAGACUACGACAAGGUCAUCUUCAUCGACUCAGACCUCCUCGUCCUCCGCAACAUCGACUUCCUGUUCACCAUGCCAGAGCUCUCCGCCACCGGGAACCACGAGCACAUGUUCAACUCGGGCGUGAUGGUCAUCGAGCCAUCCAGUUGCACCUUCCAACUCCUCAUGGACCAUGUCAACGACUUAGAAUCCUACAACGGCGGGGACCAGGGCUACCUGAACGAGAUUUUCACGUGGUGGCAUCGGAUCCCGAGGCGGGUGAACUUCCUGAAGCAUUUCUGGGUAGGGGAUGACGCGGUGGCAAGAAAGAAGAAGAACCAUAUGUACGAGUCCGACCCUCCCGGGAUGUACGUGCUGCAUUAUCUGGGGAACAAGCCGUGGAUGUGUUUUAGGGACUAUGAUUGCAACUGGAAUGUGGAGCAGUUGAGGGAGUUUGCUAGCGACGCCGCGCACGCGCUGUGGUGGCGGGUGCACGACGCGAUGCCCGGGGAGCUGCAGCAUUACUGCUUGCUGAGGGCGCUGCAGAAGGCGCAGCUGGAGCUGGACAGGAGGGAGGCGGAGAUGGGGAACUUUUCCGACGCGCAUUGGCGGAUCCGGGUGAAGGACGCCCGGCUUCAGACGUGCAUCGAUGAGGACUGCGACUGGCUGGAGAGGCUGCGCCACUGGGGAAACAAGACUGCCGUAGCUAGAAUGGCUUCUUUAAAUGCAUAGACU
Molecule: messenger RNA, 1817 nt
Organism: Salvia hispanica
Lineage: Eukaryota; Viridiplantae; Streptophyta; Magnoliopsida; Lamiales; Lamiaceae
Product: UDP-glucuronate:xylan alpha-glucuronosyltransferase 1-like
Molecular function (GO): glycosyltransferase activity
Source: RefSeq, a predicted model, not a curated record